Molecule: messenger RNA, 858 nt
Organism: Aspergillus luchuensis
Lineage: Eukaryota; Fungi; Ascomycota; Eurotiomycetes; Eurotiales; Aspergillaceae
Product: cupredoxin domain-containing protein
Exons: 2
Coding region: 1-858 (285 amino acids)
Source: RefSeq, a predicted model, not a curated record
AUGGCAAAAAUGCUUUUAUUUCUUACUUUGCUUCUUGCUCUCACUCCUCAGGCACAUUCCGUCAGAGUUGACAUCAACCAGAACAUUGCAGUUGACAUUUUUGAGACAGAAACUCAAGUUACACACUAUGUUAGUGUCGGAAGUGAGGGCAACCCCAUCUUUUCACCCAACCGUCUCAACGCCAAUGUCGGUGAUCAGAUUCGUUUCGUGUUUCAAAGCCGAAACCACACUUUAACUGAGUCGAGCCUGGAAGAUCCGUGCUCACCGAUCGAUGAGUUCGACACCGGAUCUAUCAAAUUUAGCCUCACAGACAUAGAGGAAACUGUUUUCACAAUCACAGUUACUUCACUCGAACCGCGAUGGUUUUUUUGCAAACAGGACUACCCCUACUCGCAUUGCCAUGCGGGCAUGGUGUUUGCCCUCAACCCAGGUGACAGAAUGAGAUCAUUUCUCGACACCGCCAGGCGAGGUACCGUUAGUCAUGUUCCUACGUCCAGUGGUAUGAAUUACCUGCCGAGUUCUGUCCUUGGAUUAGGUAAUACCGGUCAAAUAUUAUCUUCUAACCGCCUGCCGUCAACACUUGCCUCUACGUCGUUCAGUUUUGGAUCUGUUAGUGGUCACUUGAAUUCCUUAUCUAGUGCUACGAUCAGCAACCGCGUUCCAGUUCCUUCCUCUCAUAUCCUGCCGGUCCUGGUGAUUACUGUCACAGAGACAGCUGCCUGUUCCGAAACACAAAGUACAAUGUCUGUCAGGCGGGCUAACUACACAGUUGACUCUUCUGCGGAAGCUCACUCAUACGUUGGCAUUACCAGUGCGGCCUUUACUUUUGCUUUGUCAGUCGUUCUUUGGAUAUUGUGA